Gregarina niphandrodes is the source of this 942-nucleotide messenger RNA. Its product is annotated as putative transmembrane protein. Bases 1 to 942 code for a protein of 313 amino acids. The record is from RefSeq and is a predicted model, not a curated record. NCBI's taxonomy places the organism in Eukaryota, Apicomplexa, Conoidasida, Eugregarinorida, Gregarinidae. The transcript has a single exon.
AUGCAGCCUCUGGACGACGUCUCGGUGUAUCUGGCUCGGCCGGUCUACGUGUCGGAGUUGAAAGAGCUCUUCGCGCUCGUGCCCGAGGACUGGGAGCCGGUGCUGCAAAGGUCGGCGGUGGGGGAGAGUGAGCUGUGGCUCGGUGGCGCUGACGGGAACCUGAAGGCUCCGCCACUGCCGUGGCGCCUGUGGCUGAGGACAUUGCCGUGGUCGACAAUAAUCUAUGGAGCCGUCGGUACUCUCAUCAUAGGCUCCACGAUCUGGGCGGGGAACGAAUAUCGUAAGAGCGCAGCGCAGCGGAGAGCAUAUCUUGAGUACAAAAAACCCUCGUCGCUGCCCCCUAACUGCUGGGAAAUGGGUCCGGCGACCGCCCUCGGUGUGAACCCGCUCUGGAAGGUGGGAGAGUCCUUGCCGACGGAACCCUGCGACAGCGGCGUCCUGUACUGCCAAAAGAUGUCCUUCUUCUGGAACUGUCACCAGUUCGGAAGCCCCUGGCCCGAUCCCUUCCUAGGCGCCUGGCACUCUGCCACUCGGUCGCGCCCGCUCCCAUUCGAUAAGUGCGCCGUCUUCUGUCGAACUCCCGACGAAGUAAACAGCGCUCUCGGCAGAAGGCUUCUCAAACAUUUCCCCCUCCCGGACCAGUCGAGCAUAUCGCCCGAGGAGCAAGUCCAACGAGUCGUCGCGUCACUCAUUCGCAACCCCAAGUGCUCAGGCACAGGCGUCUCGUGGCGGGAAAUCAACAACCUACACGACUGCCACUGCGACGUUGCCCACGUUACCUGCGAGGUGGUGGUAAAUAGCGACCAGACAACGCAUAAUGUCACUCUCACCGACUUUGGUGAACCCCUGCCCACGGUAUCUGGUUCCUUCGCCGAAUACCCGGAACAGGAAUACAGCGUCAACAACUGCUCUCACGAAUGCUACAACCGAAGCACUGCUUAA